AUGCCACGCUGGAAGCAGUCGUUACCUAUUACGCAACGUAUCGUUCUUUCUGACUCUGCUCGUUUGUUCGAUCCGUACGGAUUAGCAGGUCCAGUGAUUGUGCAAGCGAAGAUGUUUCUCCAAGAGCUUCGGAAAAAGAAGUAUGCUUGGGAUGAGCCGUUGAGCGCAGAUCUGCAGUCCCAAUGGCUACAGUUCUGGACAAAGUUGGAUCGACUGGAUGCAGUCUCCGUUCCUCGCUGGAUCGCAUUUGACAAUAAUGUGAUUUCAAGUGAGCUAAACGGAUUCUCUGACGCCUCGGAGAAAGCAUACGGAGCAGUAAUCUAUCUGCGAUGUGUUACACGAGAGGGCAGUACUACAGUUCGUCUGCUGAUGGCCAAAUCCAAAGUAGUGCCUUUAGAGGACUUAAGCGAGAAGAAGAAACGACAAUCGAUACCAAGACUAGAGUUGUCAUGA
Messenger RNA from Armigeres subalbatus, 453 nucleotides. RefSeq lists its product as uncharacterized. NCBI's taxonomy places the organism in Eukaryota, Metazoa, Arthropoda, Insecta, Diptera, Culicidae. The transcript has a single exon. The record is from RefSeq and is a predicted model, not a curated record. The coding region runs from base 1 to 453 and encodes 150 amino acids.